This is a messenger RNA of Amborella trichopoda, 652 nucleotides long. The record is from RefSeq and is a predicted model, not a curated record. NCBI's taxonomy places the organism in Eukaryota, Viridiplantae, Streptophyta, Magnoliopsida, Amborellales, Amborellaceae.
ACCUUCCCUGUGAAGGGAAUAGUGCCAUAUAGAAACUUAUGGGACAUGAUGGUCCCUCAAGAGGUGAUGGAUCCUUUCAGAGUUUUAGAGCAAAGCCCAAUUACUGUUCUCAAAGGUGUACAAGGGUUGGCUCUUGCGAAGGCAGACUGGAAAGAGAACCCUCUCUCUCAUGUCUUCGCUCUAGAUGUACCGGGGAUCAGCAAAGAGGACAUAAAAAUUGAGGUCGAAGACAACCGUCUUAGAAUAAGUGGAGAGAGAAAGGCCGAAGAAGAGAGAGAAAGUGAUAAAUGGCACAGGGCUGAGAGGACGGUGGGCAAGUUUUGGAGGCAAUUCAGGCUUCCAUUGAGUGUGGACAUGGACUCCAUUAAAGCCCACCUUGCUAAUGGGGUCCUCAGAAUAACUGUUCCCAAGCUCGCAGAGGAGAAGAAAAGGCAACCCAAGGUCAUCAACAUUGUGGAGGAGAGCAAGGGGAUGUGAGAGUUUGGGCUUUUCUAGAGAGAGAAAAGGCAUUCCAAAAAGCUUGUUGGUUGUUUUCAAGAGAGAUAAAAGUCAUUGGAGCAAAUUCUUGGUUUGGGUUGGUUUUUCAGAGAGAGAAAAUGUGAGAGUUCACGAGCAUGAAUCACCUAUUUAGUAUGUGUAAGUCUGCUGUUGG